Ricinus communis (castor bean) is the source of this 1414-nucleotide messenger RNA. Its product is annotated as GDSL esterase/lipase At1g54790. Gene Ontology annotation, molecular function: hydrolase activity, acting on ester bonds. The record is from RefSeq and is a predicted model, not a curated record. The transcript is spliced from 6 exons. NCBI's taxonomy places the organism in Eukaryota, Viridiplantae, Streptophyta, Magnoliopsida, Malpighiales, Euphorbiaceae. Bases 155 to 1318 code for a protein of 387 amino acids.
AUUUUCUUGGACCCUUCUGUUUGUACUUAGUUUGAAGCGUCGUUCUGCUAUUUAACUAUAUUAGUACUCAAUCAGCAAUUCCACAUGCUUCUGUUUUUCCUUGUUUCAAGGUUCAAGGCAAAGCAAAUGUAUCCAUGUCUCUCUUACGGCAGCAAUGGUUCUUGAAGUCUAUGCAUUGCGAAUGUUAACCUUAAUUUUCACAUUCAUGCCUGCUGUUAGUCCCUCAAAUUUCAGCUAUCCUGCAGUUUUCAACUUUGGUGAUUCAAAUUCAGACACGGGUGGUCUGGUUGCAGGAGUUGCCUUUCCUGUGGGACCUCCUAACGGACAAACUCACUUCCAGGAACCUGCUGGCAGGUUUUGUGACGGCCGCUUGAUUAUUGAUUUUCUCAUGGAUGCAAUGGACCAUUCAUUUUUGAGUCCAUAUCUGGAUUCUGUAGGUGCGCCUAAUUUCCACAUGGGGUGCAACUUCGCAACCGGAGGUUCUAGUAUACUUCCAGCAAAUAAAAGUUCAAGAUUUCCAUUUUCAUUUGGAACUCAGGUGUCUCAGUUUAUCCACUUCAAGGCUCGAGUUCUUGAAUUAAUUGCAAAAGAUAGGAAACUUCGGAAGUAUCUCCCUCUUGAACAACAUUUCAAGGACGGCCUUUACACGUUUGAUGUGGGUCAGAAUGAUCUUGAUGGAGCAUUCUCUUCGAAACCAGAGGACCAAGUUCUAGCUUUUAUUCCAAACAUAUUGUCAGAAUUUGAGACUGGAGUUGAGGGACUGUACAGCCAAGGCGCCAGGAAUUUCUGGAUUCACAACACAGGACCCCUCGGUUGCUUACCCAGAAUCAUUGCAACAUUUGGGAAGAACGCGUCAAAGCUCGACCAAUUUGGAUGUGUUAAUUCUCACAACCAUGCAGCAACUGUUUUCAACACACAGUUGCAGAGUCUUUGUACAAAGUUGCGAGCACAAUAUUCUGAUGCUACUGUCACUUGUGUGGAUAUUUUCUCAAUAAAAUUGAACCUCAUCUCGAACUUCUCUCAGUAUGGUUUCGAACAGUCUUUAGCAGCUUGUUGCGGAUAUGGUGGACCGCCAUUAAAUUUUGACAGUAGGAUUGCUUGUGGUGAAACCAAGACUUUAAAUGGCAGCACAGUGACGGCAAGUCCUUGUAACAAUACUGCUAAAUAUGUGAAUUGGGAUGGAAACCAUUAUACUGAAGCAGCAAACAAAUACGUUUCAGAACAAAUACUAGCAGGAAAUUACUCUGACCCACCUCUAUCAGUAAUCAGACAAGUUAAUGUCGAAUCAAAGUUCAUUAACUACAAAAUGCUGUAUUAGCUAGCCUGUGAUUUCCUGAAGUUCUUGGCACUGCCAUUUUCGAAAUUAAUCUUGGUAUGAUCAUACAAAGGAAUAUGAAUACUUUUCCUUCAUUCA